Molecule: messenger RNA, 1620 nt
Organism: Trichomonas vaginalis G3
Lineage: Eukaryota; Parabasalia; Trichomonadida; Trichomonadidae
Product: ankyrin repeat and SOCS box-containing protein 4 family
Exons: 1
Coding region: 1-1620 (539 amino acids)
Molecular function (GO): protein binding
Source: RefSeq, a predicted model, not a curated record
AUGUCUCAUCAAGUCAUUGUUCCAAGCAAAUACAGUGAAUUAAGAAAUAUCCACAAAAACUACAUUGAUUCAUAUAUUGCAUUGUAUCAGUUAAAAACGACAAAUGAAAAAGAAUUAAACUCAAUUUACAAUAUGAUCAAAACAAACUUGAUUGAUUCAAAUAAAUAUCUUCCGCAAAAUAUUAUAAAAGAUAUUUUGAAUAUUAUUCUAUAUAAUAAUCGCUAUACAAAGUCAUACUUGUCUCUUGUGAAACAAAUUUGUGAUGAUUAUCAUAUAACAGAAGUCAUGCAUAUUUCAAAACUUGCUAAUAAAUUGUUCUAUAUAGAAUAUGGGAUUAAAUUAGACAAGGCUGAUGAUCUCGGAGAAAUUAAAUUAGAAAAUAUCGAUAUUCAUUCAGAAAAUGCAAUUUACAAAGCUAUUAUGAAUAAUGAUGUAGAAAGAUUCAUUUAUUUAACAGAAAAAGAAGAAUUCGAUCAAGUUAAAAAUCUUAAAAGUAGUUUAUACACUUUUCUUCACGAAGGAUAUUCAAUGCUUGAAUUAUGUUGUUAUCAUGGAGCUGUUGAUUGUUUCAAGAUAUUAAGAACAAAAUUUUACUCAGAAAUAACUCAAAAAUGUCUACAAUUCUCAUUUUUAGGCGGAAAUCCAGAGAUCAUGAGUGAAUGUUUGAAAUAUCAAAAACCAGAUAGAGAAUGUAUGAAAUAUGCAAUUAUCUCACAUAAAAUAGAUUUUGUUACAUUCUUGAUGUAUGAGUACAAUAUAGAGAUCGAUUUACUUUUCUGUGGAAUCCAUAAAAAUCUUGACGCAUUUUUAGUUUAUUUCGAUCAAACUAAUGAUGUUAAUAAAUGCUUUGUUUAUUCACCGAUGUUUAGUAUUCCAUCUCUUUGCGAAUAUUUCUUUUCACUUGGAGCAAAUAUCAAUGCACGAAAUCAAUCUGAAAAAACUUCUCUUCAUAUUGCAGCAAGUUAUAACAAUACAGAAAUAAUUGAAUUUCUUCUUUCGCAUGGUGCAAAUAUCGAUGCAUUUAAUUAUGAUGGGAAAACGGCUCUUCAAAUAGCAGCAUUUCGCGCUAAUAAAGAAUCAAUCGAACUUCUAAUUUCACACGGUGCAAAUAUCAAUUCAAAAAGUGGAUAUGGAGGAACAGCUCUUCUUGAUGCAGCAUUUUAUGAUUGUAAAGAAAUAAUCGAACUUCUUCUUUCACAUGGCGCAAAUAUCAAUGAAAAAGAUCAUGAUGAUCAAACCGCUCUUCAUAUUGCAACAAAAUAUAAUUGCAAAGAAACAAUAGAAGUUCUUCUAUCAUAUGGUGCAAAUGUCAAUGAGGAAGAUAUGUGGGUAACAACAGCCCUUCAUUUAUCAAUAAUUAAUGAAAAUAAAGAAAUAGCCGAGCUUCUUCUUACACAUGGUGCAGAUGUCAAUGCAAAGGAUCAAGAUGGCGAAACAGCUCUUCAUAAAGCAACAUAUAAAAAUAACAAAGAAAUAGUCGAACUUCUUCUUUCACAUGGUGCAAAUAUCAAUGAAAAAGAUUUUGAUAAAGAAACUGCUCUUGAUAUUGCAUCAAAACAUAAAUAUAAAGAAGUAGCAGAAGUUCUUCUAUCACAUGGUGCAAAUUUCAAUGAAAAAUGA